AGUAUGAAUAGCAUAAAUUUUAUUUGAAAUUUAUAAUCGUACAUUGAUUAGACUCGAGUGCUUGUAAAACAAAACACAUAAAUCCCAAGUACACACGUACUGUUUAUGGAGAAAUUUUUAGAAAAAUAUUUAAGUACACAAAGUAAAUAUGUAAAUAUAGAAAAGUACUCACAUUUAUAUUAAAAUUCUAUUCUGACACUUGAAUUCUUUCUUCGAUUUCAAACUAAGCAAGCUCCAUUCAUUCACUAAUGCAGAGGGCAGUGCAAUCCGACAAUUUUAUCGCCAUCUAUCGUGAAUAUGAUUCUUGAGAAUCAAACAGAAUUUUGAAUUACAAAAUAGAGUUUGAUCCGCAAUUAUAGAUUUGAUAACUGUAUAACUGAAUAAUUGCGCUGUUAUAAAUAUCUGUUACAUAAGGAUAUUAGGGUGUAUUAUCAAUAAUUUUCGUAACAAAACUUUUCCCAUCUUCUCUGACACACUCUUACUCGAUAAAAAUAAAAUUGCGCUUGCGCGAUCACCACCAAUUGCCAAUGCGGCGCCAAAGUACCACGUGACCGUAGUUAACGGCUUUCAUGUCCGCAACCGUUAUAAAUACGCUGUGGUUAUGAGUACGAUAGUGUAAAACAAAACGUGUAGCAUUAAAUAUAACAUUUUCAUGAUGUAUAACCAUACAAAAACGUUGUUAUACAACCGAAGAACAUUACACACUCGAUAAGAUAGUGUUUAUUUGUGUUUUUAAAUUCAUGCAGGUUACAAAUCGCGGGAAUUUUGCAAAGUUUAAUAUAGAGUGUAGGCAUAAUAAAAGUUUGAUUUAAACUUGACUAAAUUAUGUUUGAUUCGUUCCUAUAUUUUCAUGUAUCAAUCUCGAUUCUUUCGAUUAUUCUAGUCAAUGAGAUGGAUACGUUGAUUGUUAUGAAAUAAAACAUUUUUAACUGCAUGUUCUGACAGUUUAUCUAACAAAAGUGAGAUAAAAAAUAUUCAAAAUUAUUUGACCACAAAUGAACAAUAAAAAGAAUGGAUUUUGAGAGCAGAGAAAAGGAAUUUGAGGAACGUUACAGAAAAAUCUGUGGGAAAAAUAGACGAUCCACCACUAACAAUGAAACUCAACAAGAGGAAAAAACAAGAAAAGUGGAGAUAUCCAAAAAAGAGAAAGAACAUUUGGAAAAAGAAUUAAACACAGCAAAAUGUGAUCUGGAAAUAAUUCGGCGAAGUCUUGGUGGUGAUAGAAGCACACAUGCAUCAGACUCAAAUGAUCAGUUUAAAGAUAUUGAGAAAGACUGCUCUUCCUUUUUUGAGUUUAAGUUUCAUAAGCAUCAUUCCUCUCAGUCUGACAAAUUCUCUAAAGAGAAAAGUGAAUUAGAAGCACAAUUAGAUAGUAAGAAGAAAGAGAUUCAAGAGAAACAAAAGAAGAUAUUUGAAUUACAGGAAAAAAUCAGUAGCAUGACGCAAUUGGAAGCUCAGCUCCAAGAAAAAUCAAAAAGAUUAGAAGCUUACAAUAAAGAGAGAGAUAUUCUUGAAAGAGAAUUAAUUGCAACAAAGUCAGAGUUAAAUGGAAUAAAAAGAACAUUAGAACUAGAGCGUCAAGAAAGAAGAGAUUUAGAAACCAGAGCUUUAAACUUGAUAAAAGAUGCUAAACGUAAAUGGGAGAAUGCAGAAAAGGAAAAAGUUGCACAAUUGAAUAAACAUAUAGAAACACAAACUGUAAGAAUCACAGAAUUAUGUACUAGUAACAAUGAGAUGAGCUCAAGAUUGCAAAGAACAGAAUGUGAACUUCAGACAGCAAAUGCAGAAUUACAUAAACUCAGAGUAUUUCAGAUGCAAUAUAAAGAAUCACUAGCCAAAACAAGAGAACUGAGUCGGCAAAGUGUUCAAGGUGUUGAAACUAAACUGGAAGAAAUAGCUGCACGUUCACAUAACCAAUUAGCUGAACUUAGAGCAAAAUUGGAUUUAGAAGUUGCCAAGAAUACAGAUUUGGAGACUAAGUUAAGAAAUGAACAAGAUUCCAACCAUUGUCGUCAAUCAAGGUUGAAUGUUGCUUUAGAAUUAGCUCAAAAUGAAUUGAAAGAUUGUCAGGAACAGUUACGUAGCAUACAGGCUACAAUACCAGCCAGAGAUGCAGAGAUAGAAGCUUUAAAAAAACAAUUACAAGAUAGGGCAAGGCAGUUAGAUAAUGCUAUAGCAUCAGAACAGGCAGUUGCCACAAUACAAGAACAAUUGGAAAUGUCAAAACUUGAAAAUGAGCAACUAAAACAACAAUUACAAGUGAUAAAGUCUGAUUUAAAUGAAACAAUGAUGAACUUGGAACAGAAGGAAGCCCUUGCUCUAAACUUAGAACAAGCUACACAAGAUAAAGCUGCUUUACAAAAAAGAUUACAGGAUUCUCUCCAGAAAGAAGAGGAGCAUUUGCGUAAGGUUGGCAAUUUAGAAGAAUUAUUACGACGCUUGGAACAGAGCGUUACUAAACUAGAAUCAGAGAAUGCUACUCUUAAGAUGGAAACCAUACAACCAAGUACAAAUAGGAUGUCUAUAAUAAAAGAAGAUACACAUUUAGAAGAACAAAUGAAGAAAUUAGAACGAGACCUCCAAACAAUGAAAGAAAACUUGAAUGCAGAACGUCAGACAGCGAAGCAAGCACAAAUCAAUUUAUGGAAGAAGGAAAAGGAACUAUCGGAUGCAAAUUUAGAUAAACGAAUUGCAACGAGGGAGGCUAAGAAGGCAGAAGAAAGAGUUAAAAUAUUACAGGAAGAAAAGCAAAAGCUGACCGAAAAAUUAGAUCAUAAAAUAAAAGAGGGAGAAGAGAAGUCAAGGAAGCUACUUAAAGAGUUAGACAAUGCAAAAGCGUCAUUGAAUGAUAUUACAAAAGAAUCUACUAGAAACAAAAUGCAAGCUGAUUCGGCCCAAAGGGCGUUAACUGAGACCAAUCAUCAAAUAGAAGAAUUACAGUCUUCGAGUGCUUCUUUACGCAGAGAAUUAGACGCGGCGCGGAAGCAAUCGAAAGUAAAUCAAGAUCGGGUCGACAAGUUAAGUAGUGAAAAUAACCAUUUGACGCAGAUCAUCGCAAAACAUACUGAAAAAAUACGUGAAUUGGAAUCAAAGAUAGAUAAAUUAGAACAAGAGAUUAAAGGCUAUGAAUUGAAUACUGAACUUUUGAAAGAAACCUGUACAGUACUUGAAGAACAACUAACAGAUUACGAAAGACUAACAAGUGAUCACGAAACACGAGAAAAUAUACUAAUUCAAGAUAAAAUGAAGUUACAAAAGGAUCUAGAAGCGACUGAGGUGAAACUUCGCGAAGCACAAACCGCACAAAACGAAGAAAGGUCACUGAGACUGACAGCAGAACGAAAUAUCGAGAGACUUGCAUCGGAGAUAAGCGAUAUAGAGAGCGAAAGAAAUAAUUUGAUAGCUCAAAGAGAUCAAUACAAGAAGCUUGUACAAGACUUAAGCGAACAAGUUGAAAGUUCGACAAAUAAAUGCGGGGAAUUAGAAUGUGAUCUUUCAGAAAUGAAACGUGCUUUAGAUAUCACUAAAGCAGAAACAAGGGUCGUUAAAGAAGAAAGUAGUCAACACUUAACGCGAGUUCACGAAUUGAAAGAGGCGAAUUUCGUGUUGAUGAAUGAUUUGCAGAAUAGCAUAGAUCAAGGUCAGGAACUUCGGAUGAGGAUCACAGAAUUGGAAAGCAUCUUGGAGGAAAUGCGGCAAUUCUAUCAGGAAAGGGAAGUGAAAGCCGAGAGUACCAGACAACAACAAACAAAGUUGAUAGAUUAUUUGCAAUUUAAAUUAGAAGAGUGCAGUAAGAAGAAGAAAACAGUAUGUGAUAAAAUACUUGGUACUAAGCAGAAAGAGACUAUUCCUCCUAGUGGUACUGGAAUGCCAGUUGGAUAUCGCGAAUUGGAAAACCAGUUAGCAAAAGAACGCGCCAAAGUUAAAGCAUUAACUGAACAGUUAUUAACACUGAAAGCUAUCCACGCUUCGACCUCCCCAUCGUGUCCCUCCGCACCCGAUAUAAAAAACGUAAAUUAUACCACAGAACCAUCAACUACCUCAUCUAAACGUUUGUCGCCGCAAAGAAUUGGACACCAUAUUCCACAUCGAUUUGAUGUUGGUCUACCAAUGCGAGCUGGGAAAUGCUCCACGUGUUUGGAUUCCAUUCAUUUUGGAAAACGCGCAGCUAUUUGCAACGAAUGUCAAGUAAUGACGCAUUUAAAGUGCAUGGUUACCGCACCUGCCACUUGUGGUUUACCCGGAGGUUUUGCUAAACAGUUUGGUAAAAGCUGGAGAAAUAGCGACGAAAGUUUAUCGUCAUUGACUGGAAGCGUUCAAACGUUAGCUAUAGAUCAACCGGAUAGACCCGACACGGAUGUAUGUGAUGUAGAAAGUAAAAGCAAUAGCGUGCCGAUGGAAAGUUGGGUGAAACUUCCAGACCGCUCGAAUACUUGUUGGGAAAGAAAGUACCUUAGGUUGGAAGGACCAUGUUUAUGUACUUACGAUCACCAGCCAUCUCCCGGAAUGGCACCAAUAAAUCGUAUCGAUUUAAUCGAAAAGGAUGGAUUUACUGUAUUAGAUACAGUAAUUAAUCCAGAUGUGAUGGGAACAGCAAAAUCGGACAUACCAUUUAUUUUUAGAAUAGAAUCUAAUUCAUCGACCACCUGUUGGCCGACACCACGUUUGGAUGUCAUGGCUUUGAGCCAGACUGAUAAGAAAAAUUGGUUGAAGUCCUUAAAGUCUAUUACUAGUCAAAAUAUACUGAGUAAUGUUCAUAGAAGUAAAAAAUAUCAAACUAUAUUAAGACUAGCAAAAAAUCAAUUGGAUUUAAAUUGUGCCGUAAAUUUGACAGAAGAAAAUGUACUUUUAUUGGGUGCAGAAGAGGGUCUGUUUUCGUAUAGCGGUGCUAAAUCACGAACUCUUACUAUGAUUCGUGGAGUGAAAAAGGUGCACCAAUUAACUUUACAUCCCCAUUUAGGAAUAGCUUUAAUGAUAGCUGGUGAAAAUAGGCAAUUAGUAUCUUGUAGUCUAAGGCAAUUAAAGAGUAACGCAGUGGCUGCCGAAUGCUCAAGGCCAGCAAUUAAUACAAAAGCAGUUUUAUCUGGCACUGAUAGCUACCAUUUAUAUCAAUUACAACGGGAUAUGCUUUGCGCAGCAACUGAGUCCCACGUAAUAUUACUUAAAUGGUACAUUGAAGAUGAUUCUGGAGAAUUUAUUGUAGUCCGUGAACUUGAAACAUCUGAACCAUGUAGCUGUGCUAUAUUUACACAAAAUGUUCUUAUAGUAGGAUGUAAUAAAUUUUACCAAAUUGAUCUUAAAAAUUAUUGUGUCGAUGAAUUUCCUGAAGAAGAUGAUAGUUCAGUCAAAGCUACACUAUCAGGAGUAGCCAAGCUAGGCAUUUUCCCAGUUUGUGUUUUAAACGUUUCUCUUGUACCUGGAAAAGUAGAGCUUUUGCUUUGUUAUAAUGAAUUUGGAAUGUUUGUGAAUGAAAGUGGCCAAAGAACUCGAAACAUUGAUCCAACAUGGAAUCAUUUACCUUUUGCUUUUGCUUUCCGAAAACCAUAUUUGUUUGUCAUUCAUUUUUCAUCCGUGGAGAUUGUAAAACUCGAUCAAGAUACAUAUACUUUGUCAAAAAGUCCAGAACGAAUUUUAAUCGAGUUAUCUAGUCUACGUUAUUUGGGAGCUGCUGGCUCAAAAGGAAUUUAUAUAACGACAAUGAACUCUUUCUUGGAACUAUUAAAAAUUGAAGGAUCUUCUAUCAUACCCGAAUCAAAUGGCAGUCUUACUAGUUUAGAUACUUUAAAUCAAGAGGACGAAAGCAGUUCGGAGUUCAGUUUUACAUCGAGUUUAAUGGAGGCUUUAGAUGGUCAAGGGAAAAAAGUACAUUUUACCGGUGUUUCCAAAUAUUAAUACAUAUUGAUAUUAAAAAUAAUAAAAAUUUUAUUUUUGAUAUAAUUGUAGGAAUUGCAAAAAAAUUGAGAUCAAGGCUGUAAACAUUUUGUAACAUUUAAGAGAAGUAUGUUUUAAUCAAUAUGUUGCAAGCUGUGUUUUUGUACACUUAAUUUAAAUACUUCAUUCUUGCCAAUACGUAACCGAUAAUUAAUGCAUAAUAAACGAAUGUACUCGAAUCUUUUGUUUAAACAGGAAAUUUUAUUUUAUAUUUACUUUGUAUUUAAUUUCCUUUUAAUUAAAUGGUUACGUAGAGUCAGAUCUCAAACGUUUGCUAUACAGGAAAACUUGUAUUGUAUAGUAUUAAUCAACCAAAUGUAUUUAUACGUUUCUCAAAAGUAAUAUGUAUUUUACUUUCUACAAGCUUCAUUAACUUUUCCAGAGAUCUGAAGUUAAUACUUAUAGUACUACUUAAUGCAUAAAUUAAGAAUCAUAUUGUUAAUACUAUAAUAGUAUCGUUAUUUAAAGAAUGACAAUAAUAUAUUUUCGAAUUUCUAUAUUGAUGACAAAAAUUUUGUAAUUU
Molecule: messenger RNA, 6454 nt
Organism: Bombus pascuorum
Lineage: Eukaryota; Metazoa; Arthropoda; Insecta; Hymenoptera; Apidae
Product: citron Rho-interacting kinase-like
Exons: 10
Coding region: 1012-5892 (1626 amino acids)
Biological process (GO): peptidyl-threonine phosphorylation; actomyosin structure organization
Cellular component (GO): cytoplasm; cytoskeleton
Molecular function (GO): protein serine/threonine kinase activity
Source: RefSeq, a predicted model, not a curated record